Schistocerca nitens (vagrant locust) is the source of this 743-nucleotide messenger RNA. RefSeq lists its product as uncharacterized. NCBI's taxonomy places the organism in Eukaryota, Metazoa, Arthropoda, Insecta, Orthoptera, Acrididae. The coding region runs from base 96 to 743 and encodes 215 amino acids. The record is from RefSeq and is a predicted model, not a curated record. The transcript is spliced from 5 exons.
GGAAGAGUCAGUGUAGAAGAGACAGAGGAUCCCGCUAGGCGCAGCUGGGAUCUACGAGGAGCCCAAAUCUAAGUUCAAAACGACCAACCGCCACCAUGAACGGCGCGUACGGUGACAAAACGAACGCAAUAGAUGAAGACGUCAAGAUGGAAAGCCCUGAGAAGAUUUCACAGAAGCGAUUGAUGGACGGCAGUGACAACGAGCAGCAUAGGGGCAGGUUCUACAAAAUGCUACGAGUGGAUGCAGAGGGGUCGAGCGGACGCCAUUUUACAGUUACUCCCAGGCAUCACAAUGCGGCGGUAGCACAUGCAGAUACGAGCAUCGUCCCAGUUAUAAAACCAAACACUGUUGCUGAGAUGGCUCUUAUGCACCGAUGUUGCUGUGGGUGCACACUCAGAAUGGGCACGACUAUCAUUGCCAUCUUGUUUGUGAGUUUAAGCUUUGUGCAGAUAGGAACAUCAGUGUACUAUUUGCUCAUCUAUCAGGACAUCGAUGACGGCGUGAAUAGAGGAGAGUUGGCGACAAUGGGCAAACAACUCUUAACAGUUGAAGAUAUAAACGCGUAUAAUGCACUUAUGGACUUGUUGGAGCAGGAAGAAGAUACAUUUGGAGGCCUAGAUUCUGAUGAAGAUCGUAAUUUUUUCGAAAUACAGGAACCAUCAAGUACGGAAGAGAGUGUAGAAGACGAUGAUCUUACUCAUGGUAGUUCUUCCAACGCCAACAUCCUUCUAGAAUGGCUAUAA